Molecule: messenger RNA, 981 nt
Organism: Opisthocomus hoazin
Lineage: Eukaryota; Metazoa; Chordata; Aves; Opisthocomiformes; Opisthocomidae
Source: RefSeq, a predicted model, not a curated record
AUGGGCCUCAAACUGCAGGGAGACGAAAGGUUACCUCAAAUAGAAGCUGCUCACCUGAUUCGUGACCUGAAAAGCUGCGGUGCCUGCGGCAGCGAGGACGCGGGCGGCGAGGUCCCCACCGCAGCCGGGGGCCCAGGCUCCAGGAAGCGCAGUGGGAGUUUCUCCCGUCUGCCGCAAGAGCGUGGCCAAGAACUUGGUGUAGUUCUUUGGAGAGUGUUGGUGCAAGUUACGCCCCGUUCUGUAAAUGCUGAGUGUGUGAAAUGGAGUAAGCUGCCUGGUGGUGGUUUUAUUAAAUUUUACUCACUGUGUUGUCGCAAAAGUGCAAGUUCGUUCCCGGUGUGCAACGACCAAUCUCACACGCUGAGACGAGAUAUUCCCUACAAAGCUGCGCAAGUUGGGACGCUCGAUGUUGGGGGUGCAGCAGAUAAGAUUAAUUUAAUACCUCAAGACUUUUUUGCGGAACUGUGUGAACAAAUAAUUCAACAUCUGAACAAUAAAAUCCCAGGUGUAAAUACAGCUGAACUGUGUCAGAGAAUUCAAGCAACGGGGAUUGAGAUUAAUGUUGGUGACCUCGCAAAAAUAGCUAACGUUGUUUCCUUUCUAUUUAGCACAGCAGCCAGAAACAACCUCUCUACGGAAGAACUCGUCACCACCUUGGGCAAUGCAGUCAGCACGCUGCCCAAACACAUAGUCCAAGUUAUUCGUCACGUAUGGAAUGAGCAGGGCAAAUCCAUUAGUGUGUCAGAAGAUGUAAGAAAUAUGGACACAGUGGGGCAGUUUGUAGAUAUUAAAUGGAAGCUGGGAGUUGCGAUGAGCUCCGACACCUGCAGGUCUCUGAAGUAUCCUUAUGUUACAGUGACACUAAAAGUGGCAGACCCUUCAGGACAAAUAACAGACAAAUCUUUUGAAAUGACGAUCCCACAGUUCAAGAACUUCUUCAGACAGUUCAAGGAAAUGGCAGCUGUUCUUGAAACAGUUUGA